Numida meleagris (helmeted guineafowl) is the source of this 3721-nucleotide messenger RNA. Its product is annotated as olfactory receptor 10AC1-like. Gene Ontology annotation, cellular component: membrane. Gene Ontology annotation, biological process: G protein-coupled receptor signaling pathway. NCBI's taxonomy places the organism in Eukaryota, Metazoa, Chordata, Aves, Galliformes, Numididae. Gene Ontology annotation, molecular function: G protein-coupled receptor activity; olfactory receptor activity. The transcript has 4 exons. The record is from RefSeq and is a predicted model, not a curated record. Bases 2585 to 3586 code for a protein of 333 amino acids.
AGUCUUUUACAGUAAGGGUGGUGAGGCACUGGCCCAGGUUGCCAGAGAGGUGAUGGGACCCCCAUCCCUGGAGACAUUCAAGGCCUGGCUGCAAGGGGCUCUGAGCACCAGAUCAAGCUGUGGACAUCCCUGUUCAUUGCAGAGAAGUUGGGCUAGAUGACCCUUAAAAGUCUGUUCCAACUCUAAGGAGUCUAUGAUUCUAUGCUUCUGUGAUUCUAUUUUCAAGUUCCUUUAUCAAAACGGAAAGCAGGACUGUGCGUUCUCCGCCGUGCAGAGCCCUGCGUCCAGCCAAUGUACCCAAACGCGCGCCGUUAUUUGCCACCAGAUGAAGGCUUUGGUCACCCACGGAGUGAAGAAGUUAAAUGCAUGACACAUCUCUAGAUAAGGAUCCCAGCAGGCUGAGAUUUGUAUCUCAUGACUCUAACAGUGUAAUACCCACAGAGGAUCAAUGCUGGAAUAUUUUAUGUGCAAAGAUCUCCUAGUCAAGAAGGCACCCCAGAAAAACUGCAAAGCCCCUUUCCCUAGGAGGUGUGGAACUGCCUGUCAUUCAUGCAGGAGGGCAGAGACAGUGGUGAAGAGGAAAGACCUCUGUGUUUUACUAUAUAUAAGGACGUCGGCCAUGUGAAAGAUAAGAAGACAUAAUUCUGAAGUGCUGAAAGAAAACACUGGCUCUAGGGAACGCUCAAAACCAGAGAGUAUCCAGACAGGGAGAAAUAAAAUCUCAGCCCAGACAGAACUGGGCACAUCAUCAAGAAGAAGAAGUCUGUAUUUCCUUAUCUUCUAACCUGGAGAAGGUAUGUUGCCACUGAAGUGAUCAUUUUCCAAAUAAAAGGAAGGGAAACCUGUUUCCUCCCCACUCUUCAGUCUUGUGUUUAGUAGAAUCCUCUUAAAGUCUCAGUACCUGGAAUGAAGGGAGCCCCAGCUGGUCUGCACUGAUUGAACCUGCAGUCUUGAGAUCACAUAUCUACUCCUGUUCCCUGUCAAGACCUACUGUUUGCAUAGAGCAUCAAGAAACCUUUAUAGCUGGACUAUUUGGAAUAGCUAUUGUGUAUGUGUGUUAUGCAUUGAUGCAGAUAUUUCAUUCCUAGUUUUGCACCUGAGAUUAUAUAAUUUUAGAUGUUUUCAUUAUCCACCUGUGUCCCCAAAUGUUUUGAAUAAUGAAAAGAUGUGUAGGCUUAUCAGAUUCACUGCUUCAACUGUAUUGGUUAUUUCUUUCUGGAGCUUUUUUUGGAUGUCCACUUUCCAGGUAAUUCCCUCUCUCCACUAAUAUUUCUUUACAUCAUCUUCAAAUUUCUUUUAUUUUCCCCUGAUAACAUUAGAACAUUUUAUUUAAUUUUCAAACUCUUUCAUAGUUAAAUAUAAAUUUUUUAAAAAGUUAUUUUAUGUGAGCAAAACUCUUUAAGGAAUCUCUCCUUUUAUCCCAAUAUGCAGUAAAGUAUAGAAAGAAUUUGAUUUAUUCCUUGUAAUAAAUGUUGCUUUACACGAUGCACAUGUGAGCAAUGAGCACUGUUCAUCCGUGAUGACUAUGUAUAAUAUAUUAUUAUACUGUUCUCUAUGCCCUUAUAUAUACUAGAUCUUUACAAUUUCAACAGGUUUGUAACACUCUGCAUACCUAGGAACUUUCUAUUCUUCUUCUGACAUGGAUAGUUGCAUUUUCUCCAAGUCCAGGACAAUAGUUUUGUAUUUUCAUUAAAAAAAAGUUAUACAAAGUAUGUUGCCAUAGAUGUCUUUGGUUUUUGAGUUUGGAAACUGGUUUAUGUAACUGCGGUGGGCAUAAAGAUAAAAGCAGCCAAAAUGUUAACUCCAGUUUUGGAAUCCUCAUGUCUAGUCACCGACAUCUUCUACUUGAAACCCUGUUUCAAUACAAAAUGUGAGGCAGCUCCGUGAUGGGGAAAGGAGUCGGUCAGUGAGGACCUGAAAUUCCCAUUAAUUGAAGUCGGAUGCAGAGCAGAAGCUCCAGCCCACUGCCUGGUUGUUCUCAUACAUCCCUGGCACAAACAUAGAGAACUGCAGUACUGGUGCAAAUAGAGGACAAAUGGAUCUGCCUGGAGGUGGAAGCACCAGAAGGAGCAGUAGCAGAAUAUCUGUGAGUAAGGCACCUAGGUGUUGAUGGCACCUAGACUAGCAGGUCAUCCCAGCACACCCACACACAAUUUCUUACAGCCUUCAGAUCAGGAUAAAGAGGCAAAUGAUGAUUCUCAUAGGCAGGACAGAAUUAAGAGACUAUACAGUGUCAACUCCUAGGUACCUGAGACAUGUUAAAAAAAUACAUAUAGUCAUCAACAAAAGAACAACUCAAAAGAAGUGAUGAAGAUCCAACAGUUGGUAUCCCUCAUCAUUAAUUUCAUAGCAAAGAAUCCUGAGCAGAUCAUUUGGACAAAAAUACAUUGGUGAUUAUAAGAAUACGCGAGUGAAAGUCUGCGAAUUUAUGCUUUACACCAAAGUCACCUCCCUCCCCAUAAAAUCUCACAAUGAUCUUUACUACACUGGCUCUACACACUUGCAACAUAAUUUCAUAUGUGGAAUUGAAUACCACAGGCAUCAGGACAAAUUCAACUAUCUCCCUCUGUUUUUCUCCUUGUAGAUGCCAUGUGAAGGCUGCAUGGAGAGGGACAAUGAGAGCACUGAUGCAACCAUGGAGUUCCUCCUUCUUGGCUUCUCUGAGCUGUUUUGUCUGCGGGUCCUCCUCUUCCUUAUCUUUCUCAUCAUCCAUUUGGUCACACUGGCAGGGAAUAUGAUGAUCUUCAUAGCUGUGGUUAUGGAGCGUCCUCGUCCUCCUAUGCUUUUCUUCCUCUGUCAGCUCUCUGUCAUUGAGCUUUGCUACACCCUAGUCAUUGUCCCUAAGGCACUCCUUGGCCUGAUGGUUAUGAAUGGCAUCACCAUUUCCUUCAUAGGCUGUGCUGCCCAGAUGCACCUUUUUGUGGGACUUGGUGGAGCUGAAUGCUUCCUCCUGGCAGCCAUGUCGUAUGACCGCUAUGUUGCUAUCUGCCAGCCCCUUCACUACGCAGUGGUGAUGAGCGAGGAGCUCUGUCUUAGGCUGUCCGUAGUAUGCUGUCUGGGGGGCUUUGCUGUUGCCCUGGGGUUGACAGUGGCUGUUUUCCGCUUACCUUUCUGUCAGUCACAUCACAUCAACCACUUCUUCUGUGAUGUUCCGGCGGUGCUGCACCUGGCCUGUACACAGACCUACACCCCCGAGCUUCCCCUGCUGGCUGCCUGCGUGCUCCUCCUGCUGCUUCCCUUCCUCCUGAUCCUGACCUCUUAUGUGUGUAUUGCUGCUGCUUUGCUACAUAUCACUCCCUCCCUCAGAAGGGGCAAGGCCUUUUCCACCUGCUUUUCACACUUGGCCAUCACCUUGCUGCACUAUGGAUGUGCCUCCUUCAUGUACAUUCGUCCGAAGUCCAGCUACUCACCAGCUCGAGACAAGAUGGUUUCUCUGGUCUACACCAACAUUACUCCAUUACUAUAUCCCCUUAUUUAUAGCUUGAGGAACAAGGAAAUCAGAGAAGUCCUAAGGAAAAUGUUGAGGAGGAAGAGAAUAGCUCAGCUGAACUGGAGUGCUACCAGGGCUAUUACAGGUGUGAACUAAAUUUUAGUAGAACAAAUGUUCUUGUUGGAAAUGCAGCCCUGUAACUUGGCUAGACAAGGUUCUCUGUAGACUCCACUAAGGUAAAUAUCCAGGCAGAAUGCAAGAUGCAUUGAUAUAUUUUUGACAAAAUGACAC